Messenger RNA from Hydra vulgaris (swiftwater hydra), 810 nucleotides. Lineage: Eukaryota; Metazoa; Cnidaria; Hydrozoa; Anthoathecata; Hydridae. The record is from RefSeq and is a predicted model, not a curated record.
AUGGUUAUAACUACAAAAAGUUGGCAAGAUUCUUAUUCAUUAUGUCUUAAUUACGGAGGUAACUUGUUAAGUGUAGCUGAUGAAGCAGAAAAUUUGUUUAUUAAAAAUCAACUUCAAGAUGACACAAUUAAAAAUCAAAUUUUCUGGAUAGGACUAAAUGAUCUGAUAAAUGAAAACAUAUUUGAGUGGUCACCAGUGGUUAUCUAUAAUUGGUUGCAAAAUCAGCCCAAUAACAAUGGCGGAAAUGAAGACUGUGUGGUUGCAAAUUCAGUUGGUUGGAAUGACUCUCCUUGUGAUUCACUUUUUGGUUUUAUAUGUAAAACAAAAUCAGAAAAAACCUAUUCAGUUUCGUUUAAAUUAAAACCCAGAUCAUAUUCACAAGGAUGGAAAAGUGUUGUUCAUUUAACAAUCGGAGAAAACUACGGUCGAUAUGGUGAUAGAUGCCCAGCUGUAUGGUUUCAUGGUGAUGGCUCAGGAAGGUUAUAUAUUUCUGCAGCUGUCAAUGGAAAUGAAGAUUAUACUUUUACAACCCAGCCUCUGCCGCUAAAUCAGUGGUCAAGUUUACAAAUAUCACAGUUUCAAACAAAUGGAGUUUAUAUGUAUACAAUAUAUUUAAAUGAGUUACUUGUUCAUAGCGUUAUAAAUACAAAGCCACAAUCUUUUUCAAAUGUUAAAGUCUAUACUGCAGAUCCAUGGCAUAAUGCACAAGAUGGCUUUAUUAAAGAUCUCAAAAUUAUAACUGGAUAUAAUGGUGAGGAUAUUAUACAUUAUUUGUUAGGUUUUUUUUACCAAUUCAUGUUGGUUAAAUAA